Molecule: messenger RNA, 1881 nt
Organism: Cololabis saira (Pacific saury)
Lineage: Eukaryota; Metazoa; Chordata; Actinopteri; Beloniformes; Belonidae
Gene: sctr
Product: secretin receptor
Exons: 13
Coding region: 134-1474 (446 amino acids)
Biological process (GO): cell surface receptor signaling pathway; adenylate cyclase-modulating G protein-coupled receptor signaling pathway
Cellular component (GO): plasma membrane
Molecular function (GO): peptide hormone binding; secretin receptor activity; G protein-coupled peptide receptor activity
Source: RefSeq, a predicted model, not a curated record
AUGGACCUGCUGAAGCCCAUGUCUGAUAUUCAGGGAUCUCACACCGACUGCGCGGCAGGAUGCCUGGAUUUCAUCAUGAUGGAGUUUGGAUCUAGUCGCUUAUCUUGAAGGAAGAAAACAAGAAAACAAAAAAAUGAGAAAAGUUGAAAUUUUGGGGGUCUUACUAUUAACUCAGGCAAAAUUAUCUUUGGGUUGUCAUCCCCAUGUAAAUCUUGUAAACGAUGAAGAAAAGUGCAUACAGGAUCUGCUGCUUUUUAACUCAAACAAAGCAACAGAAAACAAUGUCAGCGCGCACUGCCAGGGGAUGUGGGACGGCCUGAACUGCUGGCCACCUGCUGCUCUCGGGGAAACGGUUUCUCAGCCAUGCCCCAAGGUUUUUAACUCUGAAGGAAAAGUGCAUCGCAACUGCACAGCCAGUGGAUGGACGGACCUGCUGAUUCCAGAUCAGGAUGCAUGUGGUUACACCUUUAAUGAGACACUCCACUUCCUUGGAGAGGCCUCAGACUCCCAUCUGUACUUCUCCUACGUGAAGACCAUGUACACCGUUGGAUACACGCUCUCUCUCAUCUCUCUCACCAUCGCCAUCACCAUCUUUUCCUUAUUUAGGAAACUGCACUGUACCAGGAACUACAUUCACAUCCAGCUGUUCAUCUCCUUCAUCCUGAGAGCCAUCUUCAUCUUCAUCAGAGACGCUCUGCUGUUCGAUGAUGAAGAGAUGUACCAGUGUGACCACUACCCGGUGGCGUGUAAGAUCAUGCUGAUGUUCUCCAACUACUGCAUCCUGGCCAACUACAGCUGGCUGCUGGCGGAAGGCCACUUCCUCUACACGUUGGUGAGCCGCUCCUUCUUCUCGCUGAAGAAACACCUGGUCUGGUACAUCGUCCUGAGCUGGGGUUUACCGCUUAUCGUUAUCUUCUUCUGGGGAUGUGCCAAGUAUUUCUACGAAGAUGAAGGUUGCUGGGACACAAAGAGACUGGAAUGGAUAUGGUGGAUACUCCGAGUUCCGGUUCUUCUAACCCUAUCGGUUAAUCUGUUCUUCUUCUUGGGUAUUUUGAGGAUACUGGUGAGCAAACUCAGAAUGCCAGACUCCCAGAGGAAUGAAUUCUGCCAGUACAAGAGGCUGAUCAAGUCCACCUUUUUUCUGGUAGCUCUGUUUGGUCUUCACUACAUCCUGUUUGUUGUCGUACCUGCUGAAAUCAGCAGCUCCCUCAAUAAGAUACGGAUGUUUGCAGAGCUGGCUCUGUCCUCCACUCAGGGCUUCGUUGUCGCCAUCCUCUACUGCUUCAUGAACGGAGAGGUGCAGCAGGAGUUUAGGAGGAGGUGGAGAAGGUGGAAGCUCACUCAGCACCUGCCCAGUCGACCACGGCAGCAUCACAACUCCAUCAGCCACAGCGGCUCGGCCCACACGCAGGUCUCCCUGCUGCCCUGCUCUCCAGGAAGCCCGACGAACAGCAGCCUCCCUGCGGAGAUGUGACACAAGCGGCGUGUGGCUCAGUUCUUGAUGAAUGUGUAAAGACAUAUUUGAAAAUAUGUAGAUAAUUUAAAAAGUAUUCUAAACCUUCCGGCUUUAACUGAAUUUUAAUAAUAUUUUUCGUAUUUCUAGUGUCUUUUAAAGGCACUCUAUGUAGCAACUCCACAUCUGACCACACGGGGGAUCUGCAUCUGCUGUGUUUACAAGAGUCACUGAUGAUAUUAUGAGUGGGCACAGUCUGGUAUUAUCACUUUGUCCCACUAGAACAGGGGCUGACACUUGUGAUAUGCUGCCCCCUUGUGGUCGGAUGUGGCUUCAAAUCAGAAAGCAAAGCUGCAUAACUACAGGACUGUCUCAGAAAAUUAGAAUAUUGUGGUUUUCUGUAAUGCAAUUACAAAAAAAGAAAACUC